AUGACCACGGGCGCCACCCUUUGGGACGCUGCGUUGCUGCUCAGCGCCUACCUCUGUACGUCAACGCGCCCGCGCCUACGUGGCUCGCACGUCUUGGAGCUGGGCAGUGGCUGCGGUCUGGUGGGCUUGGUGGCAAAGCGCUUGGGAGCCGAGGUGACGCUCACCGACCUCCCAAGCUUGCUGCCCUUGCUGGAGGCCAAUGCGAACUGCAACGGCGCCGACGUGGACAUUCGGCCGCUCUUGUGGCAAGAGGCUGCCCAGAUGCGGUGGAUUCAAAACCACCGCUUCGACCUGGUCCUGAUGUCGGACCUCCUCUACCACGAGGAGCAGUUCGACCCGCUUUGGACCGUUCUGCAGGUGCUGACAGCGCAAGCCAAGCUGAAGCGGAGACGAGACGACGAGCCAGACGUCUCACAGGUCGAAGACGAUGUGACGAUGGACAGGCUUGAAAUUCCUUUGGUUCCAAGAACUUCACCAACCGGAACUUUGUGA
Durusdinium trenchii is the source of this 492-nucleotide messenger RNA. The record is from the annotation of a GenBank genome assembly. NCBI's taxonomy places the organism in Eukaryota, Dinophyceae, Suessiales, Symbiodiniaceae.